GGCUAGGACACAGUGCGGAGAAAGGGGCUCCUGGUCUCGCGUGCCACACUGCUACCCGCUGGCGGGAACUGAAAAGAGAGUGGGGAGAGCUCGGAAUCUGCGCCAUGGCUGCGGUGACCUAUGAGGAUGUGCAUGUGAACUUCACUCAUGAAGAGUGGGCUUUGCUGGGUCCUUCCCAGAAGAGUCUCUACAGAGAUGUGAUGCUGGAGACCUACUGGAACCUCACGGCUAUCGGCUAUAAAUGGGAAGACUGCAAUAUUGAAGAACAUUGUAAACAUCCUGCAAGACAUGGAAGGUAUAUCAUCUGUCACUCUGGAUACAAGCCAUGUGAGGAUAAGCAAUAUAAAAAGAAGCAAUGUGCCCCUGUCUCUCCCAGAACAAUUAGACAAUGUGUAGUAGUCCCCACUGUGAGAAGACAUGAUGACUGUGAUACAGAUUUACAGUUAACUGGUUUUCCAACUUCCAUGGCAGCCCAUCAUCAAACUAACACUGGAGAGAAACCUUAUGAGUACAAGGAAUGCAGAAAUUCAUCUGUCCAUAUUGGUUCACUUUGUACCCAUCAUGUGACUCACAAAAUAGGGAAAUAUUAUGCAUAUAACCAGUGUGGUAAAACCCUGAGUUCUUCCAGUUCUCUUCUAGGAUGUGAAAAAAUUCUGGUGGGAAAAGGAAGUGAUAAAUUUGAGUCAUGUACUAAAGGCUUUAACCAUCAUAGGUAUCUUCAAACACAUAAAAGAACCAAUAGUGAAGAGGAUCUCUAUGAAUAUAAUCAACAUGAUAAAGACUUUAGAUCUAAUUCAUCUGUAAAAUUACACAAAAGAACUCAUUUGGAAAUUGAGCUUUAUGAAGAUAAUCAAAGUGAUAAAGCCUUUGCAACUCAUACUAGAGAGAAAAGGUAUGGAUAUGAUCAAUGUGGUAAUAAUACCUUUGCCUGUCUUAGUUGUCUUCAAAUACAUGAAAGAAUUAGUUUGGAGAAACCCUUUGAAUGUAAUCAAUGUAGUAAAGCUUUUGCAUAUAAAAGUCAUCUUCACAGACAUGAAAAGAUUCAUACUGGAGAGAAACCCUAUGGAUGUAAUCAGUGUGGUAAAGCCUUUGCAUAUAACAGUUAUCUCCAAAGGCAUGAAAGAAGUCAUACUGGAGAGAAACCCUAUGAAUGUCAUCAAUGUGGUAAAGCCUUUUCACGUAACAGUCAUCUUCACCGGCAUGAAAGAAGUCACACUGGGGAGAAACCUUAUGGACAUAAACAAUGUGAUAAAGCCUUUGCACAGAAGAGUCAUCUUCACAGUCAUGAAAGAAAUCUUACUGGACAAAAGCCCUGUGAAUAUAAUCAAAGUGGUAAAGCCUUUGAACAGAAUAGUCAUCUUUUCCAUCAUGAAAUAAACCAUACUCGAGGAAAAUCCUAUGGAUGUAGUCAAUGUGGUAAAGCCUUUGGGCGUUACAGUAAUCUUCGAAGGCAUGAAAGAAGUCACACUGGAGAGAGACCUUAUGAAUGUAAUAAAUGUGGUAAAGCCUUUGCACAAAACAGCCAUCUUCAUAAGCAUGAAAGAAGUCACACUGGGGAGAAACCCUAUGAAUGUAAUCAAUGUUUGAAAGCCUUUGCAUGUAAAAGUAACCUUCACAGGCAUGAAAGAAGACAUACUUGAGAGAAACACUAUGGUUCUAACAGUGUGGUGAGGUCUUUUUACAGAAUAGUCAUCUUCAUAGGCAUGAAAAAGUCAUACUGAGCCAAAAGCUUAUGCAUUUAAUCAAUGUGAUAUAGCCUUUGCAUGUUGUAGCAACUUUCAGAAGCAUGACAGAAUUCAUGCUUGUAAAAAGUCAUAAACCUAAUGAGUUAGGUAAAGACUGUAUUCCACAUACAUUUUUCCCAUUGAGCUAUCUCUCUGGGGCUUGAGUAAGAUUAGUAGAAACAGUUCAUCAUUAAAAUAAUGUCUCAUUUACAAAUUGUAAACAUAUUGUCAUCCAAG
Molecule: messenger RNA, 1961 nt
Organism: Mus pahari (shrew mouse)
Lineage: Eukaryota; Metazoa; Chordata; Mammalia; Rodentia; Muridae
Product: zinc finger protein 431-like
Exons: 5
Coding region: 105-1640 (511 amino acids)
Biological process (GO): regulation of DNA-templated transcription
Source: RefSeq, a predicted model, not a curated record